Laccaria bicolor S238N-H82 is the source of this 897-nucleotide messenger RNA. RefSeq lists its product as uncharacterized. Bases 1 to 897 code for a protein of 298 amino acids. Lineage: Eukaryota; Fungi; Basidiomycota; Agaricomycetes; Agaricales; Hydnangiaceae. The transcript has 2 exons. The record is from RefSeq and is a predicted model, not a curated record.
AUGAGCUACAACCUCGCUGCACCCUCUACGUUCUCUAAUGAAACUGGCUCCUUUUCAGGAGCAGGCGACUCUGGAAGAAAGGACCAUCGCACCAUUGCCGCACUACCCGAAAUGCCAGAGGUUCGCCAUGUCCAAAUCCCCAAUCCCGCAUAUGUCCCGGCUUCCAAGAGAGAUUCAUCCCAUCCUGGAAAGCGCAAGUCUCGAAAAAAAAUCCCUCGCACUAUUACUACCGCAAUUUACGAGCCGCGGCCGUCUACUGAUCUUCCCCCAGUUCCAAAAGUAGACGACGGCCAGGUAGUGUCGUAUGUGCGCCAGCUAAUGAAGCGCUAUGAUAUGACGUGGGAUGAGGUUGUGGAAAUGCUUGUCGCACUGCAUGGUAGUCUCGAGCGUGCCGUGUGGUCAAAUGAGAUGGGUGAGGCUGAAGCCAAAGAGAGGCUCAAUCGGUUGAACGCGCCUCCGGAUGGAGUGGAAUUCGGUGCCAUCGGUCCCGGAGAAGAGGUGACUGCCGCGCGACUAGGGCCCGACCUCUCGAUCCGGGUUUGGCCUGGUGAUCAUAAUGAUUGCUAUGCUUUUGAUUUUGCGAACGGUCAAGGCCAGUACAUUUGCACACCUGAGGACAUCGAGAUCUGGUCUAUGCCCUCCGGACUCGGCAUGCCUGCUCCCGUUCGGUCCAUCGAGGCGUCGGUAGGGUUCCUAGCGACCCCCUUCUUCAAUCUGGACAUUAACAAGGGCAAGUUCAAACCUGAUUUGAAUUGGGAGACCUAUAUUAUCCCGCAAGGCACCACCCUCCGUAUCAUGCAACGCGGACAUGAAGAUUGCUUUCUUGCAAUACCUUCGCGGGAGAUGAAUCCUGCCAACGUCCUUGUUCUCCAGCCUUGGGCACCUAUGCGAGACUGA